This is a messenger RNA of Desarmillaria tabescens, 1093 nucleotides long. RefSeq names its product RmlC-like cupin domain-containing protein. Gene Ontology annotation, molecular function: homogentisate 1,2-dioxygenase activity. Bases 1 to 705 code for a protein of 234 amino acids. Gene Ontology annotation, biological process: L-phenylalanine catabolic process. The transcript is spliced from 10 exons. Gene Ontology annotation, cellular component: cytoplasm. Lineage: Eukaryota; Fungi; Basidiomycota; Agaricomycetes; Agaricales; Physalacriaceae. The record is from RefSeq and is a predicted model, not a curated record.
AUGGGAUGGCCCUCACCUGCUAGUAUUAAAGAGAUCUUUGGUUCGCACUUCGAGCUUCCUGAUCUCGGACCCAUCGGAGGACACGGAAUGGCUAACCCGAGAGAUUUCGAGGUACCGUUAGCGAGUUUCGAGAUUGACGAAACGUCAUGGGAGGUUGUUUACAAGAUCGGAGGACAACUAUUCUCUGCCGCACAAGACCACAUGCCCUUUGACAUGGUAGCAUGGCAGGGGAACCCAUCCAAGGACCAUAUCGACCCUUCAGUCUUCACGGUCCUGACGGCCAAGUCCAAGGCUCCUGGCAUUCCGCUCGUCAACGUCCUCGUCUUCGCUGAGAGGUGGAAUGUUGCGACUGACACUUUCCGACCACCAUACUAUCAUCGGAACAAUGCCACCGAGAUUACUGUGUUCUGUCCUCAUGGACAGAAGCGAUUGUUAACCUUGAUCGAUCUUCUAGCGCCUCCUGAAGUGCACAAGGCUGCGAGCGUGGUAGAGCUCAAACCGGAGCGAACCACCAAAGACUCGAUAGGUAUUUUGUCUGAGACGCCAAUGGUGUUGACGAUGACUGAUUAUGCCAUGAAUCGGGCUGGGACGGUUGCUGAAUCCGAACCACUGUCUUUCCCGCCAGAUUUUAUUGCCCAUCUGGAUGAGAUUAACGCUGACCUGAAGGCUGCUGGAUACGAAGAAUUGAAGAAGAGAUCCGACUGACUUCGAUGAUUAUGAGAGCACCAUCUCAAUUAGCAUUUCGAUCAUCGCUAGUCAAGAAACGAGCAGACCAGAAAUUAUGUAUGUACAACCAAUAUCAAAUCACAUUUUCACCUUGCUUUGCCGCAUUUUCCCCACUGAAACGUACUGAUAACGGGAAAACGGAGCUCUGGAGCAUCUCUUCGAGUCUUCCUUGUGAGUGCUGGUGACUGGCGAAUAAUAAUCUGCGCAUAUAUCCACCUUUCGAUCAUCGCCCUUCUGAAUCUAUCAGCAAGGCUGACAUAUGGUCACGAAAUCACAGUUGCUUUCUAUGUUCUUUCCCACAGAGAUGGUCCCAAGACACAAUUUGAUGACAAAGAAUAGACGGUGAGGUGAGUUUCAUUCAAUGCUG